Molecule: messenger RNA, 1524 nt
Organism: Parastagonospora nodorum SN15
Lineage: Eukaryota; Fungi; Ascomycota; Dothideomycetes; Pleosporales; Phaeosphaeriaceae
Exons: 2
Coding region: 1-1524 (507 amino acids)
Molecular function (GO): protein binding
Source: RefSeq, a predicted model, not a curated record
AUGCCGACUUUCUCUGAGCUGCCUACCGAGACGAAGCUCAAUGUGUUUGCGUUCCUCCGCAACAACACUGACAGAGCACGAUCGUGUCUGGUCAGCAGAGACUGGCUGACUUGCAUGGCGCCACUACAAUGGAAGAUACUCGAGAUAAAGCCAGACACCGUCACUGCGGAGAAUCUGGCCGCGAUACUGAAUCCGAAAAGCAACAUUAUCAAAAACAUUCGAUACAUAAACAUCAAGCAUCAACCGCAUGAUUGUCAAGACAGGUAUUCCCCCGAGCUCGAAGCUGUGGUUCAAAUCAUCAUCACCGCGCUUCCUCGGAAUAGCCUUCGCGGUAUCAUGUCCCUCUUACCUAUCAGCCUAUCCGUCAUGAUCCAGCUGUUGCAAUGCCAGCAGACCAUGAGAACACUCUAUGCAAGCGUCGACAGUACAACGUACAACUUCCCUGUCAAAUAUGAUUCCGUUGCAUACACGACGUGGGUUGAGCCAGCUUUGACGAAAUUAGAGGAACUCAUUGUUUACAUUCGAGAUGACGUUCCUGAUAGUUACAAAGCUGGUGCAGCUUUGAUCAAUAGCUCAAAUGAGAUCAGAUCUCUCUCGAUAUGGGCGAGUGGUGAUAGAGCUCGUAUGGAAAGCGAAACUGAGCGACUAAAUAUAUUCCAAGGUAUCAACACGAUCACGCUGGAUUUUGAGCCUCUCCAGCUAUUGCAUCUUCAGCUCUGCAGCCUAAAUCUGGUGGCACCACCUACUCUGGCCAAAUACGUCAACCUGCAAACGCUGAGGGGUCUGAGGCUGUUCAGAUGUGGCAAUAUUGUGCCUGUCAUAACUUCCCUUGCAUCCUCGUUAUCUGAGUCGGCCGCGCUAGACACCUUGGAGAUUGUGGUCUUCGAUGAAGAAGACAAAAUCACACAGGCAAUAGAGAAGUUGCUUGGCAGCUUCUCAGAGCUCAAGGGUUUGUGGCUAGACAUGGAAGAUGCACGAAUGAUCGACACCCUCGGUUCCAACUUUGAGAUUCUCACAAUCAACAAUGUCCAACGCGCCUCAACCGAGUUUGAAGCUUUCUUGGUACGUAUGGAUGAAGCCACAUACUUUGCACAUGCACUAACAACGUUAAAGGAGAUCAUUACCAGCCAUCGUAGUCUUCGCCUCUUGCGAAUGUUUACUUUACCCGUCAUCGAUUACGGGAAGCCAGAGAAUCCCACAGUUGCAAAUACAGUUGGCAUCACGGACGAAGAGGUGUAUGCGACUCAAGCGAUCAUGCAUAAACUUGCAACAAGCGUCAUGCGACAGCUCCGGUGCCGUGGCUCGAAUGUGAGCCGAAUUUCAAUCCAACCUGGUUACAAUUGCUGGGAGACACGUCCGGAGUGCGAUGAGAAUAGGCAUGUAUGGCCCGAAUACUAUUACCUACGUGGUCAUACCCUGGAUGUGACUGGGGCCGGAUCUGUGACCGCUGUUCCAGUCUCUUGGAACAAUCUUGGGCUCGCUAGUGGAAUCAACGUAGUUAAUAACUCAGGGUGGGGUAUCUAA